This is a messenger RNA of Exophiala viscosa, 954 nucleotides long. Its product is annotated as nascent polypeptide-associated complex subunit beta. The transcript has 3 exons. The record is from RefSeq and is a predicted model, not a curated record. Gene Ontology annotation, cellular component: nascent polypeptide-associated complex; cytosol. NCBI's taxonomy places the organism in Eukaryota, Fungi, Ascomycota, Eurotiomycetes, Chaetothyriales, Herpotrichiellaceae. The coding region runs from base 256 to 723 and encodes 155 amino acids.
UCGAACAAGCAGGACGACCGACCUCGCUGCCAAUCACUCCGACAUCAUUAUUGACAUCUUCCAAACAUCAAGCUAGGACGGAGUAGCAAGUAAGGCUUGACUACUUCCUGAGCCUUGUGAUCUAGUGGCCCCUCGCUCCUGCCGGUCUCCGAUCCAGUAGGGCUCCAUCCCACAAACACCGAGCUACUGUAACGAGCUUCCACAACUUAUUCCCAUACGAAGCGGAAUCGGUCGAGAACCAACACUUCCCUCAAUAUGGAUCAGGAGAAGCUCAAGCGCAUGCAGGCGCAGGUGCGAAUUGGAGGCAAAGGCACACCGAGAAGAAAGACCAAGAAGGUCCACAAAUCCUCCGGCACAGACGACAAGAAACUACAAACAUCCCUGAAGAAGCUGAACGUCCAGCCUAUCCAGGCAAUCGAGGAGGUCAACAUGUUCAAGGAGGACGGAAACGUCAUUCACUUUGCUGCGCCAAAGGUCCACGCAUCUGUCCCUUCAAACACAUUCGCCAUCUACGGCAACGGCGAAGACAAGGAGCUUACGGAGCUCGUACCGGGCAUCUUGAACCAACUCGGACCAGACUCGCUCGCCUCGCUACGCCGUCUCGCCGAAUCGUACCAGAGCCUACAGAAGAAAGAGGGCGGAGACAAGAAGGAGGGCGAGGAUGACGAUGACGAGAUUCCCGACCUGGUCGAGGGCGAGAACUUCGAGGGCAAGGUCGAAUAGAUGGUUUGACCAUAUCCACAAUGCCGCAAUUCCAGAAUGUGUCGAAGGAUUACUGCUGGAACAAUGAGUGCGCUGAAGGUCGACAUGUUCGCUUUCAACCGCAUUCCGUACCAUCUCAUGCACGAUGAGUGCCAACAAUGAUUUAGCACCCACCGGAUAAAAGCUAGGGCCCUUCUAUAAGGGAAGUGCAUCAAAAUCGAUGUGAACCAAUGUUCCAAACACAUACUCCAU